Vigna unguiculata (cowpea) is the source of this 1989-nucleotide messenger RNA. It is a transcript of the gene PAB7, whose product is annotated as poly(A) binding protein 7. NCBI's taxonomy places the organism in Eukaryota, Viridiplantae, Streptophyta, Magnoliopsida, Fabales, Fabaceae. The record is from RefSeq and is a predicted model, not a curated record. Gene Ontology annotation, molecular function: RNA binding.
AUCCUCACACUCACUGGUCACACAGUCGCACCACCUCCUUUCUCUCUCUGCGUGCACUCUCAGUCUCUCAUCAAGAUUCUCAUAGAAAACGCCGUCGUUCGAGGAAGGGUUUUAGUCACCACCUUUUCAGUCUUCCAUUCUUUACCGCUCUCUAUUCUCCGAUCCAACAAUGGCCGUUCCAGCUACGGUUGCCGCUGCUCAGUCUUCGCUUUACGUUGGAGAUCUUCAUCCUGACAUCACCGACACCCAACUAUUCCAGGCCUUCCGUGAAUUCGAAAGCCUCUCUUCCGUCCGCGUCUGCAGGGAUUCCAUGACGAGGGCGUCGCUCCGUUACGGUUACGUCAACUUUAUGUCUCAGCAAGACGCAAACCGAGCUAUUAAAGUGAAAAAUAAUUCUUAUCUCUUUGGAAAAGUGAUAAGGGUCAUGUGGUCACAUCGCGAUCCUAAUGGAAGGAAAAGUGGCAGAGGGAAUGUGUUUGUUAAGAACUUGGCAGAAUCAAUAGAUAAUGCGGUGCUACAUGAUUUAUUUCAAAAAUAUGGAAAUGUUUUGUCCAGCAAAGUAGUCGUGUAUGACGAUGGGAAGAGCAAAGGGUAUGGCUUUGUUCAAUUUGAAUCGGAGGAAUCUGCAAAUAGUGCCAUUGAGAAGUUGAAUGGCUCUACCGUGAGAGACAAACAGAUAUAUGUUGGGAAGUUUGUCAGAAAAGGUGACCGCAUUUUGCCCGGUUAUGAUUCCAAGUAUACAAAUUUGUACAUUAAAAACUUGGAUUCGGAUAUUACGGAAGCACUUCUUCGGGAAAAGUUCUCCACUUUUGGAAAAAUUAUUAGUUUGGCUAUCGCAAAGGACGACAAUGGGCUAUCCAAGGGUUUUGCAUUUGUUAACUAUGAUAGUCCAGAUGAUGCUAGAAAGGCGAUGGAAACAAUGAAUGGAUCGCAAUUUGGUUCAAAGAAUCUUUAUGUGUCUAGGGCGCAGAAGAAGGCUGAACGUGAGCAACUCUUGCAUAAUCAAUUUGAGGAAAAACGCAAGGAGCAAAUACAGAAAUCAAAGGGCUCCAACCUUUAUGUGAAGAACAUUGAUGACGCUGUUGGUGAAAAAGAACUACGAGAUCUGUUUAGUUCAUGUGGCACAAUCACUUCUGUAAAAGUUAUGCGAAAUGAAAAAGGGAUAAGCAAGGGGUUUGGUUUUGUCUGCUUCUCCAACCCUGAGGAGGCUAUUAAAGCUAUGAGCACUUUUUAUGGAUGCAUGUUCUAUGGUAAGCCACUGUAUAUUGCUUUCGCGCAGAGGAAGGAGGAUAGGAAAACACAGCUGAAGCUCCACUAUGCACCCCAACAAGCACGAUUGAAUGGAUCUCCUGCUACAGUUAUCCCUCCUGGCUUUACACCUUACUUUUAUCCAAAUGUUACUUCACAUGUGUUUCAAUCUGGGCUUUUGUAUCAACCUCUGGGAUUGGGAUCAGGAUGGAGGGCUAAUGACUUUACGCCUCCUACUAGACCAUUUCAACCAUCACAGGUUCCUAUUGUUCCUAGCACUAAUAGGAAUCGUAGGCUAAAUAGGGGCAUGAUGAAUGGGCAUAUGAAUUCAAUGGGAAAAGCUCAAACUGGUGUAUAUAUCCCGCAACUGCAGCACUAUUAUCAGCCAUUGGACUCAAGAGAGUACAUGGCAGCUUAGCUGCGAAGAUUCCAGGAAUGCUUAUGGAGAGACACUUCCUCCAAAAGUGACGUGUUGUUGUGCUCUGUUGACGAUUUCAACCUUGAGAUGAUACCAGUUUUGGAGCUUAGAUCAUGACAUGGUAGAAGCUUCCAAUAACUGAGAUAUCUGAUAAAUGAGAAUAAACGGAAUGGGAACAACUCUUCUUUCUUUGUCAUAGUAUUGAUACUGAAUAAUUGAUGGUAUCUUUCGGGGUAAACUUUGUUUGAAUUUUGAUUACAUGGAUAAUCUUGGAUUCUUGUAUGAAUUUUCAUCUUUUUCGUUAAGAAAUGUCUUUCACCCCA